UAUGGAUCACAUAAUUACCAACUCAAAAGAUGACACAUCAAAAGAUGACACAUCAAAAAAUGACAUAUCAAAAAGACAAACGAAACAAAACCAUGCGAUGAAAAGGCUUAAACCGUGUAUUUAAAGGGGAUGAUAUCCUGUUUCAGUUGCUGAUUCACUUUUUAUUGUGUCCAUAAGACAGUCAUAGUUGAAAAAUAAGCUAACUAACCAUACCUUUCACAAAUGUCGAAGCAACGUAUGCUUGCAAAGGUCGUCUUAAAUGAUGCCAAACACACAAUAAGUGCACUCUCUCAGGUUAAAGUUACACCUCCUGUUUUCACUCGAGAGUAUAAUGAUAUGGGUAACGGUAGAAGCGAGAUCAUUAAAUCCUUGAUUGAUGACUUGGUGAAGGAUAUCUCACGUGUUAGUAUCGGCAUCCAAGCUUUACAAGUUAAUUUGAACUUGGAUGUGUCUCCAAUUCAAUUUUCUACAAGACCUGUUAGGAAGAAAACAUUGUACAAUACUUGGUAUAAAGAUAAUUUUUCGAACUGUAAAGAGGAGCACCCAGAAUGGGACGCUACUAGAAUCACGAAGAAGCUUGUUCGCGAUUGGAGGGAGUUCUCCGAUGACGACAAGGAAGCUUUGGAGAUCGAGUAUGGUUUCAAAAGUAAGACCGAAUAGUUUCCUUCUAUCUGGUUGAUUGAUUUGAUCUUUUUAUUCUGGAUUGAUUUCACGUCUGUCCAAUAGCCACUGUUUCGCUGGUGCAUAUCUACUGCCAAUUCUGAGAAUUGAAUACUCAAAGAAUAGUUCAGCUCAUAUUUGAUUGUUGUU
Molecule: messenger RNA, 810 nt
Organism: Williopsis jadinii
Lineage: Eukaryota; Fungi; Ascomycota; Saccharomycetes; Phaffomycetales; Wickerhamomycetaceae
Product: HMG-box domain-containing protein
Exons: 1
Coding region: 223-660 (145 amino acids)
Source: RefSeq, a predicted model, not a curated record